This is a messenger RNA of Beta vulgaris subsp. vulgaris (sugar beet), 3281 nucleotides long. RefSeq names its product probable inactive purple acid phosphatase 29. Bases 841 to 1977 code for a protein of 378 amino acids. Gene Ontology annotation, molecular function: hydrolase activity, acting on ester bonds. NCBI's taxonomy places the organism in Eukaryota, Viridiplantae, Streptophyta, Magnoliopsida, Caryophyllales, Amaranthaceae. The transcript has 5 exons. The record is from RefSeq and is a predicted model, not a curated record. Gene Ontology annotation, cellular component: cytoplasm.
AUAUAUAUUUUUUGUAUGCCCAGAUGCUUAGAUUAAUUUUAAUAUGACUCAUGUGCUUCUAGUUGCACUUUAUAUGUCAAUUUAUGGAAGGUGUCUUGUAUUAGCUAAUUUCCGUUAUUUUUUGAAUGAGCUUCUAAAUGCAAUUGUGUAAAAAUAUGAUUUGAUCCAAGGUCUUGAUACCACGCUCUUACUCUCACACGACUUUACCUACUAAGUUAGAUUACCCACUACUUUCGGAUUAUUUUGUUGCUGCUGUAGUUGCAUUAUAAAACUAUAAACUCAUUAGAUUUAAACCAAUUUAUUUCAAAAAAUAAAAAAUGAAGAAAAGAAUAAUUGACGUUAACAAAAAGGUAAUGGCACACAUAGCUAGGUGGACUGAUUUUUUCCAUUUUGUUAAAUAAUUUCAAAGGCUGCAAAUUCAAUUAUGGCAUUUUGUUGAUUGAUGAGUGAAAGCUGUUGCUAUAUCUUUGCUUCAACAACCUUCUUUCCCUGAAGUGUAUUUUAUGACUCCUCCUUAUGAGGAGUUUGUUGACUAUCUUUAAAAGCUUCUAGUGAGGCAUGCUGUAACAUUCAUAUAAAAAUCAGAGUUGUGAACUACCAAAAAGCUAUAACAAAAACCUUUGCUUCUUGAUUUUGUUCACCCAACAUUAUUGUGAGCGGUUCUUGACAACAUCCAAUCCCGGAAUCCAGGUACACAGGAUAGUGUGAUCACUGUGCUAACCUUGGUGGCGACGCCGGAGUUUGAAAUUGUACCAGUCGUUGCUAAAUCGCUUCUAAGCAUACAUUCUGGACCUCUUGUGGUAAUUGGGACCAAACCAAAAGCAAAUAUAUACAGCAGUAAUGGUGGCAGUUCUCUGUAAUAAGAGAGUGCUUGUUUGCGCGUUUCCUAUUUUUAAGAUAUUGUUUGUGGUGAUUGCAUUAUGCAUUUGUUCUGGACCAAUAAGUGCAAUUUCAACACCCUUGAGGUUUAACAGAAAGGGGGAAUUCAAGAUUUUGCAAGUAGCAGACAUGCACUAUGCUGAUGGAAAGACCACAGCCUGCAUGGAUGUGUUGCCUAAUCAGGUUGACGGGUGCUCUGAUCUCAACACUACUGCUUUUAUCCAGCGUAUGAUUAAAGCUGAGAAGCCUGAUCUUGUCGUCUUCACUGGUGACAACAUUUUUGGCUUAGAUGCUACUGAUGCAGCUAAAUCCUUGGAUGCUGCAUUUUCUCCAGCUGUGAUGUCCAAUAUCCCUUGGGCUGCUGUUCUUGGAAACCAUGAUCAGGAAUCCACUCUUUCAAGGGAAGGAGUCAUGAAACAUAUAGUCAACAUGAAGAAUACCUUAUCUCUUGUGAAUCCUCCUGAUGCUGGAAUAAUCGAUGGAUUUGGGAACUACAACUUGGAGGUGGCUGGAGUUAGUGGCUCACAAUUCCAUAACAAGUCAGUUCUAAAUCUUUAUUUCCUUGAUAGUGGAGACUACUCGACAGUUCCGUUAAUUCCUGGAUAUGGCUGGAUAAAAGCCUCUCAACAGUCUUGGUUUCUACAUACUUUUAGCAGAUUAAAGAAAGCAUACAUGGACCACCCGAAGCCUCAAAAGGAAUCUGCUCCUGGGCUUGUGUACUUCCACAUUCCAUUGCCUGAAUACGCAAGUUUCGACGCAACAAACUUUACAGGUGUUAAGCAAGAAGGCAUUUCCUCGCCUAGCACAAAUUCAGGCUUCUUUACAGCCAUGCUUGAAGCAGGGAAUGUCAGAGCUGUCUUUACUGGUCAUGAUCACAAAAAUGACUUCUGUGGUAAAUUGUUGGAUAUAAAUCUUUGCUACGCUGGUGGUUUUGGAUACCAUGCCUAUGGGAAGGCUGGUUGGGCUAGAAGGGCAAGAGUGGUGGCGGUAAAAUUGAAAAAGACUAGUAAAGCAGGCUGGGGAGCAGUCAAGUCUAUUAAAACAUGGAAGCGUCUUGAUGAUCAACACCUCACUGCUAUUGAUGCUCAGGUCCUCUAGAGCAAGAGCUAAGUUGUUUCCAAGUUGUCCAAGUAGCUCAAGCCUUCAUAGACUAUGUCUAUAAGUUACAUGGUUUUCCUAAAACCAUAAUAUCUGACAGAGAUAAGAUCUUCAUUAGUAACUUCUGGAAAGAGUUCAUGAGACUGCAAGGAGUCACCCAUCUCCUCUCAACUGCUUAUCAUUCUCAGACAGAAUCAGAUGUAUUGGAAAGAUGUGUGGAGACCUACUUGAGGUGCAUGACUAGUGAAAUACCUCAAGAAUGGGCUAAGUGGCUUUCCUUGGCUGAAUUUUGGUAUAACACUAGCUUCCAUACUGCAAUACUGAAGACUCCCUUUGAAAUACUCUACAAUCAACCUCCCCCAGUCCAUAGGCCCUACCUUACUGAAGCAAGUAGACACAGUGGAUAGAAGUCUGCAACACAAAGAACAAAUGAUACAAUUGCUCAAAGAACACAUGACCAGAGCUCAGAACAGAAUGAAGCAACUGGCUGACUAGCAACAAUUAAUUCACCAUUGGGGACUGGAUUUAUCUAAAACUGCAGCCUUACAUGCAAUUUUCAGUGGAGUUUAGACCCAAUCAUAAGCUUGCUGCUAGGUAUUAUGUCCCUUAUAUGGUGAUUAAGAAGGUGGGACAAGUUGCUUACACAUUGCAACUACCCCCUGACUCCAAGGUGCAUCCCACAUUACAUGUCUCUCAACUUAAGAAACAUUAUGGAAAACCCCCCCCACCUCUAACAACUCCCUUCCUAAGGUCACACCUGAUUAUACUCCUAAAUACCCUUUAACAGUCAUUGAUAAAAGAACGGUUAAAAACCAUAACCAUGCUGUUGUUCAAUGGCUCAUCCACUAGUCUCAUACAGGAAACCAGGCCCUGAAAAUGCUACAUGGGAGGAUGAUGCUAAAAUUGAAGAGCAAUUUCCCACAUUUGAUCCUUGGGGUCAAGGAUCAUCUCAAGGAGGGAGUAUUGAUAUGAUCAUCUACAAUACCUACAAUACAACUACUGGAGUCACCGAGGAGCUGCCAGCUGGGCACAAGGAAGGGGGGAAGAAUAUGGGAAAGAAGGGCAUAUCGUUAGAAUUAGAGAUGAGGUGGCAUAAAUAAGUCAGAAAUAUUGAGAGGUUGUUAUGGAUGUACGGAUGUGAUUACAUCUCCACUUAUACAUAUUUCCAUUUCCUUUUAUGUAAUGCAAGAAUAUAGUAUCCUACAACACUAAAUAUAUGGUAUGGAUUCUCUAUAAUGAGAUCAUGAAAUAUAUUACACAAAAUUCCCUCUCAAUAAAUCUUAUUCUUUCUUAUUCUCUCUCUA